CGCUGCGGCCCGGCCGAGCUGAAGGGCCUGAAGCGCCCCGGGGGAGAGGAGGGUGUUUCCCGCCGGACGAGUUGGGCGUGGCGCUGCCGUGGACGGUGCGGAGCAGUGCUAAGGAAGCGAUUUCAAAGCCUCUCAGGCAAUGGCCUUUGAAAGGAUAAACCAGAAGGACUGGUACAAGGUCCUGGGGGCCAAACCAUCAGACAGCCCAGCAGAACUGAAACGGAAAUACCAAAAACUUGCUUUGUUGUAUCAUCCCGACAAACAGGAGGCAGAUGUGCCAGCAGGAGAGGUGGAGGAGCGCGUGCAGCGGUUCAUCGAAAUUGAUCAAGCGUGGAAAAUUCUAGGGAACGAGGAGACAAAAAAAGAGUAUGACCUGCAGCAGCGUGAAGAUAACCUGACAAAAGAAUGGCCACUUCAUGCACAGAUUUAUCUUGAGGAUAUGUCCUGGAAUGAAGAUGAACAACUCUACACUCUGUCCUGUCGAUGUGGUGGGAAUUACAGUGUCUUCAAGAAUGAAACCAAAGAUGUGUCUUUGGUCUGUUGUGACUCAUGUUCACUUGUUAUUGAGAUCCUGCAAUGAUUGUUUCAAU
Cinclus cinclus is the source of this 590-nucleotide messenger RNA. RefSeq names its product DnaJ heat shock protein family (Hsp40) member C24 (gene DNAJC24). NCBI's taxonomy places the organism in Eukaryota, Metazoa, Chordata, Aves, Passeriformes, Cinclidae. Gene Ontology annotation, molecular function: ATPase activator activity; ferrous iron binding. Gene Ontology annotation, biological process: positive regulation of ATP-dependent activity. The coding region runs from base 140 to 580 and encodes 146 amino acids. The record is from RefSeq and is a predicted model, not a curated record. The transcript has 5 exons.